ACUUUGGGAAGUUGAAGCGAGAGAGGUAGAGCAAGUUUAAGUCCAAAAUUAGUACUGGAGUGUGGUAUCAGCAUAAAAAGGGUCAGGUCUUCGGGUCGGACCUACCAUGGCGCUCUCACAACCCCCGAAAUGGACGACCGUUACAUCAGCCCUGCCGCCAUGGCUGCGAGCUCGGAGCUUCAGAUCAGAAGCGGCAUUGGAGGCCAUAGCCAAAACUUCCCAAGACAAGGUCCCUAGUUUAGUCCUCUACAACUAUCCCUCCUUUUCUGGCGCUUUCUCGGCUCUCUUCGCCCACCUCUUUCACUCCCGUCUCAACCUCCCUUGUCUCGUAUUGCCUUUUUCUUCGGUCGAACCUCUCAGGGUUGAGGAUUUAUGCACUGAAGGCCUUAAGAGAUUGUAUCUUCUCGACUUUUUCGGUCCCAAAGGAUUUUCCAAAGAGCUUUCUCGGCGAGCUUCGUUCAAAGUGAUUGGAUUCGAUCAUCGAAAAUCAGUUCUUCCUUUUGUACCUUCUGAGGAAGAUUGUCCCACAAAUCUCACAUUUCAUCUGAAUGUUGAGAAGAGCAGCUCUAUUGCUGUGUAUGAAUUCUUCUCUGCUAAACGUGCUGAGACCAAACAUUCUGAUGGAAUGAUUGCAACAUUAUUAGAAUCAAAGGACCAAGGUCGUGUAGAAAUGACACUCAAGCACAUUGAAGAUACUGAUUUACGUAGAUGGAGCUUAGCAGAUUCGAAGGCGUUCAAUAUUGGACUUGACAAAUGGCGGUCAAAGUUGAAUUGCUUAACCAAUCCAUACAUGUAUGAACAGUUGAUGGAGAUUAAUUCUGCUGAAUUGAUUGCUAUGGGAAAUUCUUAUAUUUCUACUCGUGAAAGAGCGGCAGAGAAGUUGCUUGAUAAAGUUUUCAAAGUUAUGUUGGGCAGAGGAUUUUAUGGGGAAUGCCUGGGAGUUCGAGCAGAUACAAAUUCCGAUUUAGUUGAUGAAAUUGGCAAGAAACUUAGUGUAACAAGUGCUGCUGCAGGUCUCAGGUAAUUUAAUUGCAGAUUUUUUCUUUAGGCAUAUUUCUACC
Humulus lupulus (European hop) is the source of this 1061-nucleotide messenger RNA. RefSeq lists its product as uncharacterized. The transcript has 6 exons. The record is from RefSeq and is a predicted model, not a curated record. Lineage: Eukaryota; Viridiplantae; Streptophyta; Magnoliopsida; Rosales; Cannabaceae. Bases 107 to 1024 code for a protein of 305 amino acids.